GAUCACCAGUACAAAAAGCAGCUGGCGCGUGACCUCUGAGAGUAGGACCUGCUCUCUUGUUUUACCCGUUUUCGGGAGGGCUGAUGACGAACGAAGAAACGCAUCGAGGUUGCUUGAAAAUGUUUACCUUGCGGAUUUUAUGAAAAAUCAUCAGUGCUAACUUUUCAAAUCCUGAAACUGAUAUUUAUUAAAAAUUUGUAAAAAGUGGUUACUGCGUUUUGCCUUCUCUGGGAUGCGCCGACAGAUGCCCACAAACGGUUUACCACCUCGAACUCUGUUGCCUGCGUAUUAAAAAUCCGGCCUUCAUAUCAGGAGUUGUGUAACCAUUUCUAUACUCCACCAUGGUGCAAGGAGUGUACAUUUUCAGGCUAUUCCGCGGCCGUACACCCUGGGAUUACGAACGAGUUUGCCACUGCAGCUUCCAAGUUCUGGUAUUCGUUAAUGGCAAAUGGUACCCAGUUUAUCGACAGACGAGGUCGUGUUAAUUUCAAGCCGUUUAACACCCAAUGGUUUCAACCUUAUGAUGUGUAUUUUUCGGGCGUGCUGGAUGGAACUAUUCGGGGCAUUGCUGAUCAACCAGCUAGACCGGGAGACCAGUCAAUAACCUCUGCGCUGACCAACAGCGGAUGGCUACGAAUCGCGGACGAUCCGGCCGCCAACGUUGGACAAAAGCUGGAUUUGGCGGCUCUCACUAUUCAGCGUGGUCGGGAUCAUGGAUUAUCUAGCUACGAUUUCUGGCGGAGUGUGUGCGGUCUGAAGAUGGCCACUUCAUUCGACGAUCUCAGAGACUCCGUCAGUGAAAGCAAUAUUAAAAUAUUGUCGGCUGUUUACAGUACCGUCCAUGAUAUUGACCUCUUCACUGGAGGGCUAUCCGAAAUUCAUGAGCCAGGGGCAUUAGUCGGGCCGGUGUUUUCCUGUAUUAUUGCAAAAAAGUAUCGUAAUCUGAGAGUGGGCGAUCGAUAUUGGUAUGAAAAUGAUCUUCCGGAAACCCGUUUUACGCCAGAACAGCUGACGGAGAUACAUACAACCUUGGCAAGAAUUUUAUGUGAGAAUGGCGACAAUAUUCCGUCUAUUCAACCUCACGUUAUGCUGCUGCCAGAUUCGUUACUGAACGCGGCAAUGCCUUGUCGGUCGCCAUUUUCUGCUUCCUUAGAUCUCAGCUUGUGGAAAGCAGCAAUACCUGCGGAUCCCGAAAUCUCACCCGAUAUCUUGAUGAACAUCUUGGAAAAGGCCCGCGAAGAAGUCACCGUCACUGCCUUAGCUGAUCUUGCCCGAGCACAGGCUCAAGGCAGCCAAUCCGGCCGCAUUCGUACCGCAUUCAACAGCCCGACGGCCGCCGUCCGAGCCAUGAAUCUCGAGUCCAACGCCUUCAUCCAGGGCACCAAACAUAUACUUAAACGCCAAUUCGUCAACCGGACACCCUCCAUUACCAAUAUGUCAAGUGUUAUGUCCAAGCUGAAGCGCUUUGACGGACUGAUUAAACCCAAACUGGAUGGACCAACGGAAAAUAUAUUAACAUGCGCCGAACGCUUCGUCCCGUGCGAUCACACCAGUAGGUACCGCAGCAUUUCGGGUUGGUGUAACAAUCUCCAGCACCCCGAAAGAGGAUCAUCGGAGAGGAUAUUCGGCCGUCUGCUCGAUCCCGCCUUUGCUGACGGUGUCGACGAACCUCGCAACAUGAGCGUCACAGGCGUGCCUCUGCCGUCCACCCGGGAGGUCCAACUGGGAGUCGUAGAGGAUGUGGAUCGGCCGCAUCCUCGUUACAGAGCAGGAUUGCAUUAUGCGUGCACGCACAUGUUCAUGCAGUAUGGCCAGUUUGUGGAUCACGAUAUGACACUAACGCCCAUCGCAACUGCUUUGAAUGGGUUCAAUUUUAACUGUCGAUCAUGCAACGCACAGGAGAUGACCAGUGCGAAUUGUCGGCCUAUCCCGAUUCCACUGGCGGAUUCAAGUAUGACCCCUUUUAUCAGCAAUACUACGGAGCGUCGCUGCUUGGCUUUUAUCCGCUCCGCAACCGGCCGCACAUCGUUUGGAGCGCGGGAGCAGGUGAACCAGAACACGGCAUAUGUGGACGCCAGUAUGGUGUACGGCAGCACUCUCUGCAAGACCCAACGUCUGCGGACGUUUGUUGACGGCAAGCUGAAUUCUACAAAGAACCCCAAUGCCGGUCUGAAAGAUCUUCUGCCAACCACAAUCGACUCAACUGAUAUAGAAUUCAUCGAAUGUCUUAAUUCGGUUCCUGGAAACUUCUUGGCUGGAGAUACGCGCGAAAACGAAAGUCCUGGAUUGACUGUUUCUCAUACCAUAUGGAUGCGUUUGCGUAACCAAAUCGCCACCGAGCUGAAACGGGUGAACAGUCACUGGAAAGACGAACAAUUGUUUCAAGAACCGCGUCGUAUCCUGAUUGCCGUGCUGCAGCAUAUCAGCUUCAAUGAGUACUUCCCACGCAUAUUAGGCGAAGCACUGACUCAAGCAGUCGAUCUACGAUCCCGACGUUCCAGUUAUUACACGAACUACGAUCCAAACUGUGACGCAAGGCUGGUCAAUGAGUUUUCCGCCGCGGCGUUCCGUUUCGGACACACGCUGGUGCGUGAAUUCGGCCGGUAUGACAACAAUUUUAUCGCCGGCAACCGCAGCCGGGUGAAGUUAAUGGAGCACUUUGCCCGCGGAGACAUCUUGUACGAGGAUUUGGGAAUCGAUCAGUUGCUCAUUGGUUUAAUUGUGGAGCCGAUGCAAAACAUGGACUCUGUUGUGACAAAAGCUCUGACGGAUCAUUUGUUCGAAGACCGCAGUAGAAAAUUCAGCGGACAGGAUCUGGUGGCCAUCAACAUAAUGCGCGGUCGGGAUCGCGGUCUCCCGGGAUACAAUGAAUUUCGCGAAUACUGUAAUUUGACGCGUGCAGCCGAUUUCAGUGAUUUGACUACAUACAUUCCGGACGAAAUUGUGGAGGCGCUUAAAAAAGUCUACAAGCAUGUGGAUGACAUUCACCUGUACAUUGGGUAUUCAGUAUUUUGUAGGUGCCAUAGUUUUUUUAAACUAUACAUAUUUUAACGUGUGCGCGAUUUGAAGGUCGCUUAUGAGUUAUGGAUGACUGAUUUUGAGAAUGGGAAGAGUUUACUUUCGGAAGCCAU
Messenger RNA from Paramacrobiotus metropolitanus, 3131 nucleotides. Its product is annotated as peroxidasin homolog pxn-1-like. Gene Ontology annotation, biological process: response to oxidative stress. Gene Ontology annotation, molecular function: heme binding; peroxidase activity. The record is from RefSeq and is a predicted model, not a curated record. NCBI's taxonomy places the organism in Eukaryota, Metazoa, Tardigrada, Eutardigrada, Parachela, Macrobiotidae.